AUGGCCGACAUCGACAUGAAAGACGCCCCCACCUCCGCCGCCGCUGCCCCCAAGGCGAAGGCAUCCAAGGCCGGCGCAAGCGCAGACACAGGCGACAAGAAGCGGUUCGAGGUGAAAAAGUGGAACGCAGUGGCGCUCUGGGCAUGGGACAUCGUCGUCGACAACUGUGCCAUCUGCCGUAACCACAUCAUGGACCUGUGCAUCGAGUGUCAGGCCAACCAGGCGUCAGCCACCAGCGAAGAGUGCACAGUAGCGUGGGGAAUCUGCAAUCACGCCUUCCACUUCCACUGCAUCUCCCGAUGGCUCAAGACGAGACAGGUCUGCCCGCUCGACAACCGUGACUGGGAGUUCCAGAAGUACGGACGAUAG
Aaosphaeria arxii CBS 175.79 is the source of this 369-nucleotide messenger RNA. RefSeq names its product RING/U-box. The record is from RefSeq and is a predicted model, not a curated record. Bases 1 to 369 code for a protein of 122 amino acids. Gene Ontology annotation, molecular function: zinc ion binding; ubiquitin protein ligase activity; cullin family protein binding. The transcript is spliced from 4 exons. Gene Ontology annotation, cellular component: cullin-RING ubiquitin ligase complex; nucleus. Gene Ontology annotation, biological process: protein ubiquitination; ubiquitin-dependent protein catabolic process. NCBI's taxonomy places the organism in Eukaryota, Fungi, Ascomycota, Dothideomycetes, Pleosporales.